Aspergillus heteromorphus CBS 117.55 is the source of this 1698-nucleotide messenger RNA. Its product is annotated as thiamine diphosphate-binding protein. The transcript has 6 exons. Lineage: Eukaryota; Fungi; Ascomycota; Eurotiomycetes; Eurotiales; Aspergillaceae. Gene Ontology annotation, biological process: L-valine biosynthetic process. Gene Ontology annotation, cellular component: acetolactate synthase complex; mitochondrion. The record is from RefSeq and is a predicted model, not a curated record. Gene Ontology annotation, molecular function: thiamine pyrophosphate binding; acetolactate synthase activity; flavin adenine dinucleotide binding. The coding region runs from base 1 to 1698 and encodes 565 amino acids.
AUGUGUGCCCGGGGAAGGUAUACGACUUCAGUCGCUUUUCUUGAAGCACUAUCGGAGUCCGGAAUAACACACAUAUUCGCCAACCUCGGCUCCGACCACCCCAGCAUCCUCGAAGCCUUAAUCCAAAUGCAGCACUCCAGCCCCCACCCCCGAAUAAUAACCUGCCCCACCGAGCUAGUCGCCCUCUCAACAGCCGACGGCUACGCGCGCCGUACAAACCACCCGCAAUGCGUGCUCGUGCACGUCGACGUCGGAACCCAAGGCCUGGGCCAAGCGGUCCAUAACGCAUCGUGCGGACGCGCGCCGGUGCUCAUCUUCGCGGGCCUGUCUCCCGUGACGGUCGACGGGGAGAUGAGAGGUUCUCGGACGGAAUGGAUUCAUUGGAUCCAGGAUGUACCCGACCAGAAACAGAUUGUGAGACAGUAUUGUCGGUUUGUGGGGGAGGUGAAAGUCCCCCGGAAUGUGAAGGAGAUGGUGGGGAGGGCGGUGCAGUUUGCGAGCUCGGAUCCGAAGGGGCCGGUUUAUUUGAUUCAGAGGGAUGAUGAUCAUGUGUUGGAUCAGAGGGUGUGGGGGGCUGUGCGGCCCGGGGCGUUGGCGGGGGAUGCGGUAAGGGAGGUUGCGGGGUUGUUGAUGGGUGCGAGAGAGCCGCUUUGUUUGGUUGGGUAUACGGGACGGAAUCAUGGGGCUGUGGGCGUGUUGGUGGAGUUGGCGGAGCUGGUGAGGGGCAUGAGGGUGUUAGAUACAGGGGGCUCGGAUAUGUGUUUUCCGGCGGAUCAUCGCGCGUGGUUGGGCAUGAGGUAUGGGGUGCAUGGGAGGAUAGAGACGGCAGAUGUGAUCUUGGUGUUGGAUUGCGAUGUUCCCUGGAUUCCGGCGAGGUGUAAACCGCAGCACGGCGCGAGGGUCGUGCAUGUCGAUGUUGAUCCGUUGAAGCAGCAGAUGCCUGUUUGGUUUUUCGGUGCGGAGAGAAGAUAUCGUGCGGAUUCGGCGGUGGCUUGUCGGCAGAUAGUUGAUUGUAUCAGGGGGGAUGAGGUGAUGAUGGAGAGAACGCGCUCGGAGGAGUUGCUGGAGGGUAUUGCUGCCAGUGCGGUGCCUAAUCCUGAUGGUUCGUUUGGAGUGGCUUACCUCUGCAGGCUGCUACGCGACGUUGUUCCGGAGGAUUCUAUCUUCGUAGUCGAGGCUGUGAAUAAUUCGCCGGUCGUGUCGGAUCAACUUCAGGCUACCUUGCCUGGUCAGAUCGUGAAUUGUGGUGCCGGUGGGCUGGGUUGGAGUACGGGCGCGGCGAUGGGGGUCAAGUUGGCCACGGAUGCGUCUACCAGAGAUGGACGCGGGAAUAUGGUGGUGCAGAUUGUUGGCGAUGGGGCGUUUCUCUUCAGCAUCCCCAGCAGCGCAUACUGGAUCUCACAACGAUACAGCAUUCCGAUUCUGACAGUUAUUAUAAACAACGGAGGCUGGAAUGCUCCGCGGGCCUCUCUUCAGUUGGUCCACCCCGAUGGCAUGGGAUCCAAAGCUACCAAUGAGGAAUUGAACAUUUCGUUCGCGCCGUCACCCGAUUACUCGGGGAUAGCUCGUGCAGCGUCUGGUGGUAAGAUAUUUGGAGCGCAGGUGCGUGAAGCAGAAAGGCUCUGUAGUGUUCUGGAGGACGCAGCCCACGCCGUUUUGGGAGGAACGAGCGCGGUGGUGGAUGCGCUGAUCGGCUAG